Haliotis rubra (blacklip abalone) is the source of this 1119-nucleotide messenger RNA. RefSeq names its product GH3 domain-containing protein-like. Lineage: Eukaryota; Metazoa; Mollusca; Gastropoda; Lepetellida; Haliotidae. The record is from RefSeq and is a predicted model, not a curated record. The transcript has 5 exons. Gene Ontology annotation, cellular component: cytoplasm. Bases 1 to 1119 code for a protein of 372 amino acids. Gene Ontology annotation, molecular function: acid-amino acid ligase activity.
AUGAUCAUUCAUAGCGUCCACAAAAAGAGACAAUUGUUCAAAAUACCCAACAUAGGCAAGCUCAAGUUCUGGCUAGAUGUGAGGACAGCGCCAACACUCACGCUAUCUCCGUCUGGGGUCAGACAAGGUCCUGCGAGUGGAGCUGGGGCCUUCGUCUGUCCCUUUAGACCAUCACCUGAUGUUGCAUAUGAAAUCAGACAGGAGCAGGCAUCCCUGUAUGUCCAUGCAUUGUUCGGUCUGACGUGUAAAGACGUCACCUUGCUAAGCUGCCUCACAGCACCUACAGCCUUGAACUUCUUCAGGGUCAUCGAGACACGGUGGGAAGCCAUGUGUUGUGAUAUAGAACGUGGAAACAUCUGCAAGUGUCCUGGUCUGCAGGACGAUGUGAGGCUCAAGCUUCAGAAGCAUCUGACUGCUGAUGCAGAGAGAGCUGGUGAACUGAGAAGUAUCUUCAAGGAAGGCUUCCACAAUAUUGGACCACGAACCUGGCCAUGUUUAUCAGUGUUACACACAGCGUCAUCGGGAGCCUACAUUCCAGUGGUGGACAUUGGGCAGAGUUAUGAGAUGGUCAUCACCAACUGGUCAGGUCUGUACAGAUAUCGGACAGGAGAUAUCAUCCGUGUUACCAGCUUCACUGGUCAGGCGCCAAGCUAUGCUCUACAACAACGGACAGGAGACGGGUACGACAAAUACCCAGAGUUCCUGUUCACUGAAGCUGUUUUGAAAGCUUCCAGAACGUGGACGUCAGGAACGAUGUUUAACUACAUGGCUGUCGGCAACUUCAUCGUUGAGGAACUGACUGGUGAAAUAUCGACGACAGCGCACGUGUAUGUCUUCAUAGAACUGCUCGGUGAUGGAGCUUUGACUGAUCGAGAAAAACGUGUGAUCGACGAGAGUCUUCAAGAAACCCAGGAUAGGUACAAACGUUGCCGUUCAAGUGGAAGCUAUGCCCCUGCUGUUGUCGUUCAAGUGAGGCCUGGGACGUUAGAGGAAGUGAAGAAGAUCUACAUGAAGCUAAACCCCGAUCUUUACACAGAACAGUUCAAGUACCCAAAGUUUAUAAAACACAAAGACGUUGUAGCUUGUCUGUUGUCCCGCAGAGUGAAGUCUACCAGCUGA